Messenger RNA from Bombus terrestris (buff-tailed bumblebee), 6422 nucleotides. RefSeq lists its product as uncharacterized. The transcript has 6 exons. Bases 719 to 6214 code for a protein of 1831 amino acids. The record is from RefSeq and is a predicted model, not a curated record. NCBI's taxonomy places the organism in Eukaryota, Metazoa, Arthropoda, Insecta, Hymenoptera, Apidae.
UAACUACUUAUAUAACUCAUUAAGAUUAAUGUAAUGAAUUUACAUUUAAUACUCAAACUCAAGCAAAAAAUUACGUUGUUUUUUAUUUUCACGUUAUUCGAUGAUUGUACAAUAAACUUAUAAUUCCUAUAGUUGAAAUAUUUGAGUGAUGUAGGUUUUUUAUUUAUAAAUAGAAGAGAGGACACUUUUGGUAACAGCCAAUCAUCAUGCUGGAUUUAUAAAUAUGAUUUCAGAUUUUUUCAUUUAUUACAAUUUAUAUGUCUUUGAAGAGCUUUUUGCACUCCAUAACCUUCAAUCUAACUUUCAUAUUUUCAUAUAUGAUUGUUUCUUUUUCAUUAUUUUAUUCAAUAUCAUUUUUCAUAAUUUAUAAAUAAUUUAUCUAGGUUUCAAAUAUCAAUUUACGAAUUAUUUUAUUAGAUCUAUAUAUACAUGUGUAAACGUGUAUUACAUAUUAUUUGUCUGACUCAACAUUUUAUGAAUAUCUUUUAUAAGAACAUUUGGUGAAUUAUGUUAUGGUUCGGGAAUUUAUGCGCGAGGUUGUUGUGUGCGGUUUUCGAUUAUAAGCUUUGUCAAGUAUUAAUUGAUCCCUAAUGAAAUUACUUUCUAUAUUAUUAAUGGAACGUUUCAUAACUAUGUUAUCAUUAUGGUUAUUCUAACAUGACUCAUGUAAAUAUUUACGUACCGACGUAAACUUUGAAUAGCAAUAAAAAAACAGAAAAUGCAAGUGGAUUUACAAAAGCGUGAAAACACUCAAACUACAAUAUUAGCAUUAUUAAUUACACGUAAAGGAGGAUGUACUUUAAAGCAGCUAAGUAAUGAUUAUUAUGAGUUAGAGGGUGAACAUAUACCAUGGAAAGAUUUAGGAUACAACUCUUUAUUAAGUUUUCUACAUAGUAUGUCAAGAACAGUACAUAUAGAACAAAAAGAUAAUACAACUAUUGUACAUGGUAUUGCAACAGAGAAAUCCAAACACGUUAGUAAAUUAAUAGCCGGCCAAAAAGCUCAGAAACCUCCAUUUGGAAGAAAAACACAUAGACCAAAUCACUAUUUUCCUACAACUGCUCCUAAUAGAAUUCGUAUACCAGCCGAGAUAUUAAGCAAGGUAAUCAGUUUAGUUAAAGAUAAACCUAAUGGUUUAAAUAAGGAUUAUAUACUUCAAGAAAUUCAUUCACGUAUGCCUUUUGUGAAAAUUACUAUGAAAGAAAUGGAAGAACAGUUACAAGAAUUGUCACAUAGAAUUUUCCAAACCAAUAAUAAGAUCUAUCCAAACCGAUACAAAGUUAAGAAUUCUAAUAAUAUAAAAGGCCGUAACGAUAUGUCCCACUCUAAAUCCAAAUUACCAAUUAUCACUGCUGCUGGAAAUGAAGAUUCAGAUGAUAUGUUAGAUAGUGAAGAUGUCUCUGAGGCUACACGUCUCAAUCGUACAUCUAAACCUGAUUACAAAAAGCCAAAUACAAAGACCAAAUCUACAUCUAGUUUCAUAAAGGAAACUAAAUACCAAGAUCAAGAAAUGCAACAUAGUAAUAAUAUUAAAACGAAAUUUGAUGACGAUAUAAUGAAAGAUAAAGAAAACGUUUUAGAUAAGAAAGAUAUUCAAAUACUUAUAAAUGAAAGAAUUAAAUUUCGUUUGGAAAAGCUUAUUCAAAACCACUCUGAUGGGAUUUGGUGUGCUGAUUUACCAGAAAAAUAUUUAAAAGAAUAUAAAGUUCCUUUGAAUUAUGCAGAACUUGGUUUUAAUAGCGUUAGAGAAUUUGCAUCACAGUUACCUGAAAUCUUUCAUUGCAUUCAACCCCGUGACACAGGAGAUUUCAUGCUUUAUUAUGCAAAGAGAGAAAUACCUUCAGAUAAACUAACAAAGAAACAUGAGGCUAAUAAUAUUGCACAGUGGUAUAAUAUUUACGAAUCAAGUAAUGAAGAAGCAGUUCCAGCAUCAGUGUCGCUCGAUACAUGUAAGAAGCUAAUACCAGAUAAUGUAAUGAGUAUUGGAGACUAUGUAGGUUACAUAAAUGUUGCAGAUUUAGAACAGGAUGAAGAACCUUUUAUAGAAGUUAUUGUUGUAGAAGUCUUCACACCUUCAUUCUUUUGGAUACAACUUCGUAAAAAACAAAAGACAUUUAAAAUGUUCAUGGAUGAUUUACAUAAGUUUUAUACAGUGCAAUAUGAACAAUAUGCAAUUCCAUUACUUGUACUAGAAAAAGGUUUGAAUUGUGCUUGUGUAUACAAUGGAAUAUGGCAUAGGGGUAUAAUUAAGGCUGUGAAACCAGAUUUUCAAGUGACUGUAAUGUUUUAUGAUUAUGGAACACUGAAAACAUAUUCUCCCGAUGCAAUAUAUUACUUACAUAAAAGGUUUUCCAUCCUGCCAGCACAGGCAAUACCAUGUGGUUUAAUUAAUACUAGGCCAUGUACAGGAUCUAAAUGGUCCCGUAGUGCUACUCAUCAGUUUGCACUAAGAACAUCUGAUAUACCUUUAGUUGCAACAAUUGCAACAAUUAAUAAGGAGGAUAAUUCAAUGAUGGUAAAUUUGACUGACACAUUAGAAGAUGAAGAUGUACACAUUAAUGAUUGGUUAGUGGAGCAAAAGCUAGCAGAAUAUGGAAAAAUGGUUUGUAUUAAAAAACGGAAUUUUCCAAUUCGUUAUUACUUAGAGUGUCAAGAACGUUCUAAACGACAAAAAUUUAGCGACAUUCAUAAAAUAAAGGAAAAAUUGUCCAAAAAUUCUGGAAAUGAAAUAGUACAUAAUCCAGAUUUUGACAUAGGCUUAUCUCACAGUAGUAAUUUUAAUGAAGUAAAUAGUAAUAAAGAAGAUUCCUAUAAUAAAUUGAUUUCACAUAGAGGAAAGAGCAAAAGAUCAGAAUAUUUUGAAUCGACUAAUUCCUCUAAAAAUGAUUCUUUAAUUGAAAAAAUGCAUGGUUCUGUCACAAAUCCUGAAAAAAAACAUCCAAGAAAAACAGAAUCUUUAUACAAAAUGUUAUUACAUCUUAAAUUAAAAUCUAUUGACUCUACUAAAAUUAAUAAUGAUAAUAAUGAUAAUAGUAAUAAUCAAAUUUGUGAGACCAUAGCAAAUAAAAAAUGUUUAGAUUCAAGUUCUGUAUUAAAUCAACCCAUUGAACAAAAAUCGUACGAAAAGUCUGUCAUAUCAUGUCAUAAUAAUAUGGAACAUAAUAACACUACAUCUGAUACUUCGUCUAUUGAUCUUUCUGCUAAUAACAGAAAAAGUAGUAAAACUUUGGAUGAUGAAUGUAAUAUUUUAAAAAAGCGUACCAAUAUUCCUAAACAAUAUGGUUCUGUCACAAAUACUGAAAAGAAACAUCCAAGAAAAACAGAAUCUUUAUACAAAAUGUUAUUACAUCUUAAAUUAAAAUCUAUUAACUCUACUAAAAUUAAUAAUGAUAAUAAUGAUAAUAGUAAUAAUCAAAUUUGUGAGACCAUAGCAAAUAAAAAAUGUUUAGAUUCAAGUUCUGUAUUAAAUCAACCCAUUGAACAAAAAUCGUACGAAAAGUCUGUCAUAUCAUGUCAUAAUAAUAUGGAACAUAAUAACACUACAUCUGAUACUUCGUCUAUUGAUCUUUCUGCUAAUAACAGAAAAAGUAGUAAAACUUUGGAUGAUGAAUGUAAUAUUUUAAAAGAGCGUGCCAAUAUUCCUAAGCAAUAUGCUAAUCAUUUUGAUAUUCAAGAAUCAGAAGACGAAGUAUAUAUUAGUGAAGCGAAAAAUUUUACUGGUGCACAUGAAGUAUAUAUAACAGAGAACAUAGAUUGGUCUGUUAUUUUGAAAAAUCCAUUGCAAGAAAAGAACUAUAUAACACAAAAAAGUGAAUUUAAAAUACCUCGUGAAACAUCUAUUAGGAAACAAAGUAAUGUACCAUUAGCUGAAAAUUGUUUCUUGAAAGUAGUAUAUAAUAGCUCUUAUUCUGCUUUGCAUGAUAAAGAUAUACCCUGGUCACCAACUGGAAAUAUUGCUAAAACGUCAAAUGUAUCUCCAUUAAUUUUAGAAAAUAUUGAAAGGCGUAAAAAGCGCAUAAAAGAUAAUGUAAUAAUUGCUAUGUCACAAAAAAUGUUAGGGAUGUUGACAGACGAAAAAUUAUAUGAUGCAUCUAGAAAUGUAAAAGAUAUGCAACCUAUGAGUUCAUCGCAGAAAACUAACAAUAAUAGUGUUGAAAACGAUACUAGUUUAAUUGCUUUAAAAAAUUAUGAACAAAAUGAUUACAUUUGUAUGAAGACGAUUACUUCUAAGCAAAAAUUAUUGGAGAAAUUAUCAUCAAUAAAAGAUAUAUCAAAUGACAAUUCAAGUUUAGAUUCGGAUGAUUUAAGCACAUUAACAGAAUCCACAUCAUUUCAUUAUAAUAUUGAUGAUAAUAAUAAUAAUAAUAAAUGUAAAGGGUAUGAAAGCAAUACGAACAUUCAUGAAAGUACGUCAAAUGAAUCUUGGUCAGAGAUUGAUGUUGAAUGUUCUGUUAAAACGGAAGCAAUGAAUUCAAACACACAGGAAUUCUUCAAACCUAUGAUCAACAAUUCGGAAGUAUAUGAGAAAGAAGAAAUAAUGAAAUCUGCAAAUAACCUAGGAGAUCUGACCCUGGUAUCAACAUCAUCGCAGCAAUCAACAACAAUAGAAAAAUCAGAUUUGAUAGAAAAUAUUAAAUGUUCAGAAGAAUCAUCGAAGAAUGUAGAAGUAAAAGAAUCAGUAGAAUCAAUGAAUAUAGAAAUAAAAAAAUCGGAAGGAUCAAUGAAAAAAUCAUUAUUGAAUGAGAAAACUAGACAAACAGGAGUGGUAUCAGUCGAAGAAUUAAUACAAUCUAACACAGUAAUUGAAACGUCCAACAUAUCAGUUUUUAAUGAUGUUGAUAUAGAAUCUAACAAAGGAGAAGAGCAAGUGGAUGCACAUAUAUCAUAUGCUGAGCUUUCUAAUCAUCUUAAAACUACGUUUAAUGAGAGCACUCAAAUUAAAUCCAGCGACAAUGAAUUUGACUCACGUUUAAGUACAGUAGAAAUAAACGAUUCAAAUUCAGUUGAGGAUGCAAAAUGUAUAGAAACUUAUAAAAAUACAGAAAGUGAUACUCAUGAAGUUAUGUAUUCAGAUAGAAUCAGUAAUCAGGAGGAUAAAGUGGAAGACUUGACAAAUAGAAGUAUCAAAGCUGAAAGUCAUAUACCCGCAAUACAUUCUGAAAACAAUUCAGAGGAAAAUAAUAAGUAUACGUCUAAUUUAAAUUAUAAAUCACAAGGUAAAGCGAGAGCAUUAGUAGAAAUGUUAAAUGAUAAAUGUAAAAAGUAUGAAAAUGAUGCAAACAUUCAUGAAUAUACAUCAAAUAGAUCUUGGUCAGAAAUUGACAUUGAAUGUAAAAAGUAUGAAAGCAGUACAGACAUUCAUGAAAGUACAUUAAAUGAAUCUUGGUCAGAGAUUGAUGUUGAAUGUUCUGUUAAAACAGAAGCAAUAAAUUCAAACUCACAGGAAUUCCUUAAAUCUACGAUCAACAAUUUGAAAGUAUAUGAGAAAGAAGAAAUAUCCACAUCUGCAGACAACCUAGAAGAUCUGACCCCAGUACCAACAUCAUCACAGCAAUCAACAACAACAGAAAAAUCAGAUUUAAUAAAAAGUAUUAAUUGUUCAGAAGAAUCAUCAUUGAAUGUAGAAGUAAAAGAAUCAGUAAGGUCAAUGGAAAAAUCAUUAUUGAGUGAAGAAACUAGACAAACAGAAGUGGUAUCAGUCGAAGGAUUAAUAAAAUCUAACACAGUAAUUGAAAAGUCCGACAUACCGGUUUUUAAUGAUAUUGAUAUAGAAUCUGACGAAGAAGAAGAACAAUGGGAUGUACAUAUAUCAUAUGCUGAGCUUUCUAAUUUUCUGAAAAGUACGUUUAAUGGGAGUACUCAAAAUAAAUUCAGUGACAAUGAAUUUAACUCACGUUUAAGUACAGCAGAAAUAAACGAUUCAAAUUCAAUUGAGAAUGAAAAUUGUAUAGAAACUUAUACAAAUAUAGAAGGUGAUACUUAUGAAGUUAUGUAUUCAGAUAGAAUCAGUAAUCAGGAAGAUAAAAUGGAAGACUUGACAAAUAGAAGUAUCGAAGCUGAAAGUCAUAUACCCGUAAUACAUUCUGAAAACAAUUCAGAGAGAAGUAAUAAACAUAUGUCUAAUCUAAAUUAUAAAUCACAAGGCAAAGCGAGAAAAUUAAUAGAAAUGUUAAAUAAAGCGAAGUUGUUGCAAAAAGAUGGUUCAUAUAAAUAACACAAGUACUUAGUUAUAUGCCCAAAUGAAUUUAAAAUUUCUGAUUUUUACAAUUCAUGCUCAUUUUUAACUUUGUUCUUUUCUCUUAGAUAUCAUGUAUAAUCAAUAAUAUUGUUUUUAUUAUAUAAUACUGCUAUAUAUUUGUUUACUGUAAUUGCUUAAUUACAGUGUAUUUUUACAUGGUAAUCAGAACAAAUUGGCUUUUCUG